GCUUCACUGGGGCUUCAUGUUCCUAAUGGGCGUGUGCAGACAGUUUGCACAUGCUCAUACAAUCUAAGGCAGGGCAGGUUCUUUUGUUAGACAAGGGCUCAACACCAAGCGCUGCAUAGCCGCACUACCAAUGAAACUGCUCCCACUCCUAGUGUUUAUGUCCACUUUGCUGGACUAUGGCUACACUUCUCAGAACUGCAACAUGACGUGCCAUAAAGAUGCAGAAUGUCAAGUUAAAGGUGGAGUGCAAGGCUGCUAUUGCUUCUCAGGAUUCACAGGAAAUGGCAUACAUUUCUGUCAUGAUGAUAACGAAUGUGAAAAUGCUACACAACCUUGUGGAGAGAAUGCUAACUGCACCAAUACCGUGGGAAGUUAUUACUGUAUGUGUUUAACUGGAUUCAGAUCUAGCACUGGUCAAGAGAAGUUUGUAACUAAUGAUGGAACCUUUUGUGAAAAUGAGUGCACUGAAGCAGUAACUGUUGCCUGUGGAGAUCAUGCGAAAUGUGAAAUUGUGGAUGGGGGAUAUAACUGCUCUUGUAAGGAAGGUUAUCAACCAUCCACAGGAAAAUUACAGUUUAAGCCAAAUGAUGGCACUUCCUGCCAAGAAAUUCCAAAGGCAAAGUGUGAAUUACAUAAUGACUGUAUAACUGAAAAUAUUACUAGAACCUUAACUGAAAUUAGGACUAUAAAAGAACCCUUGGCUUUCCUGCAAGAAAUCAGGAGGAACUCUUCAGGACAACUUUCACCUGUAGAUAUGAUUUCAUAUAUAGAAGCAUUAUCUGUAUCUUACCCAUCUCUAAGUACCACCAAUAACACAAUUUCUGACAAGGAAGCACUUACUAAUGUGACCAUUAAUGUGUUUGUUAACACCGUGAGCAAUUUUGUUCAAAAGGAUAAAAUUACACUUUGGGAAGCCCUCCCUACAGAAAUCAGAAGAACAAGUAUCACUAAAUUGAUGCAUGCUGCAGAACAGGCAACGCUGCUCAUGUCACAGAACUUCAAAAAGACAACACAGCUAGAUGUUAAUGCAAGUGAAAUGGCUCUCAAGGUUUUUGCUUUUGAUUUAUACCACAUGAAACACAUUCACCCUCAUGCACACAUGGAAGGAGAUUAUAUAAAGAUAUCUCCAAAGAAAAAGGAAGCAUCUAAUUCUAAUGGCACUGUUGCAGUUGUGUUUCUGCGGUAUAGCAAUAUUGGUUCUUUGCUUUCAUCAUCUAACAACUCUUCAUCGAAAGAUAGUUCAGAGCCAAAAGAGACAGUAAGCUCAUCAGUUAUUGCUGUUGCAAUUAAUUCAAAUCCACCUACACUCUACGAGCUUGAGAAAAUAACAUUUACUUUAAAGUACAUCAAGACUGCAGAUAAGGAUAUUAAAUGUGCAUUUUGGAACUACUCAACAGACACAAUGAAUGGGAACUGGUCUACAGAAGGCUGUGAGCUGACGCAUUCUAACACUACUCAUACCUCAUGCAAAUGUAAUCAUCUGACUCAUUUUGCUGUUUUGAUGUCUUCAGGCGGCUCUGUUGGCGUUACAAAUUAUAACAUUCUUACAAGAAUCACUCAACUAGGAAUAAUUAUUUCAUUGAUUUGCCUCUCUAUGUGCAUUUUUACCUUCUGGUUCUUCAGUGAAAUUCAAAGCACUAGAACAACAAUUCACAAAAAUCUCUGCUGCAGCCUUUUCCUGGCAGAACUUAUCUUUCUUGUUGGAAUUAAUAUGAACAAUAAUAAGCUCUUCUGUUCAAUCACUGCUGGAUUGCUCCAUUAUUUCCUUUUAGCUGCCUUCGCAUGGAUGUGCAUUGAAGGCAUACACCUAUACCUUAUAGUUGUAGGAGUCAUCUACAACAAGGGCUUCUUACACAAGAACUUCUAUAUCUUUGGUUAUGUGAGUCCAGCAGUCGUGGUUGGAAUUUCUGCAGCACUGGGAUAUAAAUAUUACGGAACUACGGAAGUAUGUUGGCUCAGCACAAAGAAUAACUUUAUAUGGAGUUUUAUAGGACCAGCAUGUCUAAUAAUUCUUGUUAAUUUGCUGGCUUUUGGGGUGAUUAUUUACAAAGUGUUUCAACACACUGCAAUGUUAAAGCCAGAAGUUAGCUGUUAUGAAAAUAUAAGGUCUUGUGCUCGGGGUGCUCUUGCUCUCCUGUUCCUUCUUGGAGCUACCUGGAUCUUUGGGGUGCUUCAUGUCGUUCAGGGAUCAGUGGUCACUGCGUAUCUUUUUACAAUCUUCAAUGCAUUUCAGGGGAUGUUCAUCUUCCUGUUUCUUUGUGUUUUGUCUAGAAAAAUCCAGGAAGAAUACUAUAGGUUAUUCAAAAAUGUUCCUUGCUGUUUCAGCUGCUUAAGGUAAAUGGAAGAAAAAUAUGUAUGAGCAGUACAAUGGAAGAAGGGAGGAAAACAGACAUUAUUGUUAUUUCAGAAAAUGUAGCAUUGUGAAACAUGAAAUGACCUAGUAAACAGUACUCUCUUAACUCAGUAACUCUCUCUCUCCAGUAUAGGCAUUGUACAUUCAUGCAUAGUAUUUGAACUAUACUGUAUACAAUCAGUAUCCAUACAUAAAAUAAACUGUAUUGUUAUAAAACAAAAAUCAUAAACAAAAAGAGUAGAAUUCUUAAGGAUGCUAGGAGCUUUUUGUAGUUUAGGGUUUAUUUCUAAUAUUAGAUGUAUCUGCAGUACAAAGCAAGAGAGAGAGAGAGAACCAACUGGCACAGCUGAUUGGAUUAAUCACUUUGCUAGUGGAAACAUGCCUGUUGUCUUUUUUGUGGUAAUGAGCUUCUUCACAUAAAGUUGUUUAAUACCAUCUACAGGGAAUGGGUUCCAUUAAAGUAUUAAUAGAUUCAAGUUUGUUUCAGCCCAAGCUUUUGUUCAAUUUAAAGUAGAUAUUUAAAAUGUUUUGUGGUUUCAUAUAAUUCUCUUCUCCCUUCCAUAUAUAGUUGUAUAUUAAUCUUUUUUUAACUUGUAAGGAAUUCCUCUGAAGUCUGGUCUAAUAAAAUAACUUGGACUGACAUUUUGUAAGUCCAAUUUCUUCUGUGACUAUCUUCACAAGAAUUCAGUGCUGGUUUUAUUUAACUAUUGAAAGACUGAGAUCUCUAUAUCUAGCAUUGUGACUUGUGAAGGUUUUGGAAAAGAUAUAUGUUUUAUGAGUUUGUCAUCUGGUAGACAUUUUGAGGAUCCUGACCUUAUUUGUCAAAAUAAAAUGCAGGAGCAUAAGUUACAUGGGCAAAUCAAUGCAAGUGUAAAUGCCAGGCUAUGUGCCUUUGAUUUCACUGUAAAAUAUAUUGUAAAUAUAGCAGAUUCCUUUGCUUCCUUUAUUACAAGCACUAGUCUUCCUUCCAGCCCACAGUUACUGCAAGCAGUUCUACAUGUGCUUAACUUUAAGCAUGUGAGUAAUUCCGUUGACAUCAAUGGACCUGCUCAUGUACAUUUUCCAGGAUUAAGGAUUAAACAUUUUGCUUCUGCAAUUCCAGUAAUGUCACCUUAUAAGAUCUGCUGUCAUGUCACACUUUUAAGUGCCUGAUCCGGUAAAGUAUAAACCCCUCAGAUCCCACUGCCUUCUCAGGAAGUGUGGCACCUGUAAGAAUCAGGCCCAGUAACCUUACUGGUAGAGAACUGUGUAAAUAUGUAGCUGUUCAUAAAAUCCUAUUGCUGUUUUUUUCUAUUGAAAUAAAGAAGACAUUUUAAAUUUUAUUUAUAAAAAAGAAGCCUUUUUAGUAAUGGUGAAAUUUGCUCGUUUUUUAUCUAUUAUCCGUACAUACAAGUCUUUAGUUACAGAACAUUUCUCAUUAGAAAUAUUGUGUGCUUUUGUCAAAAUCUUCUUUGGAAAAUUCAGGCGGCAAUCUUGUUUUCAUUUCUUUUCUAUUGGUCACCUGUGUGUAAAAUAUGUUAAUAAAAUAGAACUGUUUUGUUUCAUUCUUUCAACAUGUUUCCUAUAAUUCACUUAAAUAAAUAAAGAACACAUUUUAUUGCUUUG
Molecule: messenger RNA, 3958 nt
Organism: Pelodiscus sinensis (Chinese soft-shelled turtle)
Lineage: Eukaryota; Metazoa; Chordata; Testudines; Trionychidae
Gene: ADGRL4
Product: adhesion G protein-coupled receptor L4
Biological process (GO): adenylate cyclase-activating G protein-coupled receptor signaling pathway; cell surface receptor signaling pathway
Cellular component (GO): plasma membrane
Molecular function (GO): G protein-coupled receptor activity; calcium ion binding
Source: RefSeq, a predicted model, not a curated record